AGAAAGGGACAAAGGACAAAAAAAAAAUCUAUAACCACCAAAACUAAUCUCUUAUGGGACAAAUGAGUGUAAGUUAUGAUUAUACCCUUAAUGAAAGCUCAACAUCAACCAUUGGAUCUGAUUCUUCACGUUAUAAUCUGAGCCGUCCGAUCUUUAAAGAUGAAAUAUUUACAAUAAUGCCAUUAAUGAAACUUGUCUCUCAGCCGCUGGAUCUUAUGAGUCUGUUUUAAUCUUAGCCAUCAGAUUUUGUCUGGGUCCCACAGAAAAUUUAAUCACUCUUCUUCUUCUUCCUUUCUUCUUCAACCAUACCCAACCACGAAAAUUCAUUUCCUUCACCAACCAAACCUCUAUUCUUCAACUCUUCACCCAAAAACCUUUACCUCUGUUUCUUAGGGUAUUUUUACAGGUUAUGACACCGUGAAACAUCUCAUUUGCGUCGUCCUUGGUUCUGAAAUCUAUUGGAAGUAUGGAUAGCAAUGGAUCUGUGGUGAUACACUUUGAACAUGGUGUAGACCGACAUAUUUCUACUUUGGUGAUGAAAGGAAGAUAUGAGGAGAUUACUUAUUCCCACUUGGUUGAUAGAAUAGGCAAAAAACUGAAGAUUGAUGUAGAUGCCACCAAGCUUCAACUGAGUUACUUUCCGCUGGUCUUGAAUAAUAAAAAUUCUUGUUAUAUCUUGGAUGAUGAAGAUGUUUUAGGAUAUUUGAUGAUGGUAGAUAAGAAGAACCGACGUUGUGUCUUGCAUGUGGAACUUGCCAAAAUCGUCUCAGAAAAUCAGAGCAACGAGAUGUUUUCUAUGAAUGAGGAAAAUCUGAGUGAUGCCAGAGCUAAUGAUGGCAUGGUUGGAGUUGGAGAGUUGGAAAUUGUUCCUCAUAUUCAGGAGGAUGAGUUUGAGCAUGAGAAAAUCAGUGAAGAGGGUGAUGAAAUGGAUGAUAGGGAGGAGUUGCCGGCUGUUACAGCAGUUGAACCUCCUGUUGUCAAUUCUGAAUGGGAUGAUGGCAUUGAUAUUAGUCUUCAUCAAGAAUUUGCGACUAGAGAAGAAGUGAGGGAUUUAGUGGACAAAGGUGUGCAUUCCAAUUGUUUUGAGGUUGAUAUACAGAAGUCGAAUCCUCGGGUUUACAUAUUGAAAUGUCGUGGGGCUGGAUGCAGAUGGUAUUUACGAGCUGCAAAGCUGAAGAACUCUGAUUUUUUCUCUAUCAGAACGUAUAGAAAGAUUCAUACGUGCUCUCGUGGAGAUGCAAGUGUCAUGAAGAAGAAGAAAAGAGGCACGCCAAGCUUGGUCGCAUCAGUGGUGCACUCUGAUUAUCCCGGCUAAAAAGCUGAAGGUGACCGAGCUAAAUACAUUUGAAGGUCACUACAAUGUGCUUGGAGAGGAUGGUCAUGGUUAUUUGGUUGAUCUGGGCAACAAAACAUGCUAUUGUAGGUGUUUUGAUAUUGAUCGGUAUCCUUGUGUGCAUGCACUUGCUGCCAUCAUGGCGCGUGGAGAAAUGGCUGAACAUUAUUGUUCUAGGUAUUACUGGAUGGAGCAGUGGACUUUGGCAUAUUACAGGACAAUAUAUCCAGUGCCUCAUCAUUCAACAUGGGAAAGUUCUGAAAUUUCUGAGGAAAUCCGAUCUCAGGUUGUCCUCCCUCCAUAUGUGGAGAAAAAAAAAGGAAGACUACAAGUUACUAGAUUCCCAUCUGCCGGAGAAUAUCGGAGGAAGAGAAAGAAGAAGUUUCCACCAUUGAUUGGUGAAAACGAAGAAAGUGGCAGUGAUGGCAGUGACAGUGAUAGCAGUGGUAGUGACAGCAAUGACAGCAGUGGAAAUGGGAACGAAGGAGGUGACAACGAAAGAAGUGGUAACGAAAAAAAUGAUGAAUGAGUCUCAUUUGUGUUGUAGAAUUUAUUUGUGUGUUGUGGAACUUAUUUGUGUUGUAGAAUUUAUUUAUGUGUUGUGGAACUUUAUUUAUGCAUUAUGUUGUUUCAAUCAGGUACGACAGGUGCAACAUGGUAAAACUUGAUAAAAUAUAACACUCAUAUAUAUGUGUUGUCUUACUGGUACAACUAGUAAAACUCAAAUAGGUUCGACUGGUAAAUCUAGUACAACUAUGUCUAAUUUACUAAAAUAGGAUAUGCUAGUACAACUAGUUCAACUGUGCAGGUUGUAAAAUUUAAAUAUUCUUUUGGGUGUUCUCUAUUAAAAAACCAAUCAAAUAGUCUAAUUUUUAAGUGUUUGGAAAGGUUUCUUU
Molecule: messenger RNA, 2229 nt
Organism: Brassica napus (rape)
Lineage: Eukaryota; Viridiplantae; Streptophyta; Magnoliopsida; Brassicales; Brassicaceae
Exons: 2
Coding region: 467-1315 (282 amino acids)
Source: RefSeq, a predicted model, not a curated record